This is a messenger RNA of Cheilinus undulatus (humphead wrasse), 2146 nucleotides long. RefSeq names its product IL2 inducible T cell kinase (gene itk). Gene Ontology annotation, biological process: adaptive immune response; T cell receptor signaling pathway; B cell receptor signaling pathway. The transcript is spliced from 17 exons. Gene Ontology annotation, molecular function: protein binding; non-membrane spanning protein tyrosine kinase activity; ATP binding. The record is from RefSeq and is a predicted model, not a curated record. NCBI's taxonomy places the organism in Eukaryota, Metazoa, Chordata, Actinopteri, Labriformes, Labridae. The coding region runs from base 42 to 1895 and encodes 617 amino acids.
AGCCUCCAGUGUUUCUUACAGUGCUGUUAGCAGCAGUCACAAUGUUCCCCAGGGUGAUUUUAAAGGCAACUAUGAUUAAAAAAUCUCAGCAAAAGAAGAGAACAUCACCUUGUAACUAUAAGGAGAGGUUUUUUGUAUUGGACACCCAAGAGCUGAAGUAUUCUGAGCGUCGUCCUGGGAGAAAACCCAUGGUGAAAGGUUGCAUCAAUCUGAACUCAAUCAAGUGUGCGGAGAUCGUAUGUACUGAUGUCCCUAUUCCAUGCAGCUUUAAGUACCCUUUCCAGGUUUUUCAUGACAAACACUAUCUCUACAUUUUUGCUCCUGAUAAUGAUUGUCGUGUGAGAUGGGUCAGAGCCCUUAAAGAGGAGACAAAGCAUAACGACCUAGUGGCCAAAUAUCACCCAAAUUUCUGGAUGGAUGGAAAAUGGAGAUGUUGCCAACAAACAGAGAGGUUGGCGACGGGUUGUCAAGUGUACGACCCGCUGGGUUGUGCCUCUAAAAAGCCUCUUCCUCUCCUUCCAGACCCAGAGAUGGAGCAGCAUGAUGAAGGACAAAGGAUUGUCAUUGCUCUACAAGAUUACACACCGCUUAGAGAUGAUGACUUGCCUCUUCAGAAGGACCAGGAGUACAUCCUGAUAAACAGUUUGCACUCUGACUGGUGGGCUGUUGUGGAUAACAGGGGGAACAAAGGUUUCGUACCCAGUACUUCUGUAGCCAUAAAAUCUGGAAACAACUUUGAGCGAUUUGAAUGGUACAACAAAAACAUAACCAGAGGGGAAGCAGAGGAUUUGUUAAUGAAAGAGGGAAAAGAAGGCGCAUUCAUGGUGCGGGAUUCAAGGCAAGCAGGAGUCUACACAGUGUCUGUCUUCACCAAGGCACCAGGGUCAAAUGGGGAGAAGAAUCCAAGGGUGAAACAUUACCAAAUCAAACAGACAGAAACAGGAGGGGCCACAUAUUACUUGGCAGAGAAAUACCUGUUCAGCACCAUUCCUGAGCUCAUCCAUUACCACCAACACAAUGCUGCAGGAUUGAUAACCCGUUUGAGACACCCUGUUUCUCUAGACAGAGGCUGCUCCCAGGACAUCGCUGAUCCCUUAAAAGAUUACUGGGAAGUGGCCCCUGAGGAGCUGACUCUGGGUCGAGAGUUAGGCAGUGGACAGUUCGGCCUGGUGCUGGAGGGUAGAUGGAGGGAGAUGAAGGUGGCGGUGAAGAUGGUUCGAGAAGAGGGCAUGUCAGAUGAGGACUUUAAAGAGGAGGCAAGAAUCAUGACGAAGCUUUCCCAUUGUAAACUCGUCCAGCUGUAUGGUGUCUGCACCCGGUGGUCCCCGAUGUGUCUGGUGUUUGAGUUCAUGGAGAAGGGCUGUCUGUCAGACUACCUGCGAGCCAAAAAAGGCCGUCUGUCUCAGGAAUCCAUGUUGCAGAUGUGUCUGGAUGUCAGUGAAGGGAUGGCCUACCUGGAGAGCUCUAACUUCAUCCACAGAGAUCUGGCGGCCAGGAACUGUCUUGUUUCAAAGAACAAUGAGGUGAAGGUGUCAGACUUUGGUAUGACGAGAUUUGUCCUGGAUGAUCAGUACACAAGCUCUCAGUGCUCCAAGUUCCCCGUCAAGUGGUCGGCCCCAGAGGUCAUCAAAUACUGCAAGUUCAGCAGCAAGUCAGACGUCUGGUCAUUUGGGGUGCUGAUGUGGGAGGUUUUCACAGAGGGCCGACUUCCUUACGAGAACCGCACUAACAGUGAAGUGGUCGCCUCCCUGAACUCUGGCCUGAGGCUCCUGAAGCCUCGCCUGGCCCCUGAUCCUGUCCACCAGCUCAUGGAGUGGUGCUGGAACGAGAAACCGGAAGAUCGCCCCUCCUUUGCUCUCCUCCUGCAGAACCUGUCCUCCCUGUCAAACAUGUGAACCAAGAAGACAUUUACAGUUGACAACAAUUAAGCAGUUAUAUUUAUUUUAUUUAUUGAUGCUUUCCACCAAUUGCUCAUCAGAUGUUUUAUAUUUUUGAAUAAUAUGCUCAGAUUAAUUUGCACUUUAUCCAUUUUAUACCUUGGUACUUUGUCUGUUUUCUAAAGUCUCACACAGUCCAUUCACUGAGAAUCUUCUGCUCUCUGCGAGCAUGUUGAUUAAAAUAUUCAGUGACAUUUUUGUAUUUAUAU